Molecule: messenger RNA, 1299 nt
Organism: Paraphaeosphaeria sporulosa
Lineage: Eukaryota; Fungi; Ascomycota; Dothideomycetes; Pleosporales; Didymosphaeriaceae
Exons: 1
Coding region: 389-949 (186 amino acids)
Molecular function (GO): metal ion binding
Source: RefSeq, a predicted model, not a curated record
GUGUGUGUGUGUGUGUGUGUGUGUGUGUGUGUGUGUGUGUGUGUGUGUGUGUGUGUGUGUGUGUGUGGCAGCGCAUACGCAGUCGUGAUACCAAAUAGGGUUGUGUGGAAGAAGAAGAAGCAGAGCAGAACGAUGGGAGGCGGGGUUUGUAGGCACUAGUUCCGGAUCACGUGCGAGAUGAACGACCGGGGCGACUGUGUGCUCACUGCCUUCACUUGUAAUUUGAGAUAGCGCGACGCAUCUCAGAAGCUCCCUGCCUUCACUUGGAAGCCAUGGCCCGAGCCUUUUUGCGUUUCCUUCGACUACUAUAUGACUCUUGUGCGAUCCACGACCACUUGAGCAGCUCUACUCCAAGUCAACAUCUGCCACCAGCCCCAUUUCACAUACCAUGUCUGCAGACCAGCGCUGGACGAAAGAUGAGCUCCGCCGCCAUAUCGACCAGCUCCACGGCCACGCCCAGAUCCAGCUUACGGAGCGGAGUGACCAAAAUACCCGCAUUCGUGCCCUCGAGCUCGACAACCAGCGUCUCCGAGAGGCCUUGACCCAGCAUGGCGUGACCCCACCGCAGCCCAUCAUCCCAGACACGUUCGGGUUCCCAACUCCCGUCACGACCGUCAACAACACGAUCAACAAUAUCACAUUCGCGGUCUCCGACCUAGGCACUUCAGGGAACAAUGCAGCCUCAUCCCAGACGACAAACACCGCCCAAGUUCAGCCCCAGUAUGUUGAGCAUAGUCCAAAUGUUACCACACCUCUAGCAAUGUCCCGCCAACCUCCCUCAGUGGCCUUGCCACAAUGGCGCACUCCGUGCCGGCGCGAGCAACUCGAAGGCCGAUGCCGUGAGCGCAACAACUGCGGCUUCGCGCACGACGACCAACGCGCGACGCAGGGCAUGACACGCAUCAAUGCUCUCCCCAAGCACUCCUCCAAGACCUACAAGCAGAAGUAGCACAGUCUCUUUAAGAUACGUGUACAUCGACAGCUUGAGUCCUCCAUUGCUGAUCCUGGUGUAACACAGGCUCCUUUCGAUAACAUGGAUCAGCAUUGUGCUCAGGCGUUGUGGCGACGGAAGGCUUCUCUUUAAACAUCAUGGCAUCGUGGAUGGUAGUCCGGCAAAGGCAUUGGCGUUAAAGCAUGCGAUCAACGCUUGAAAGACUUAUCGUGGUUCGAGUUGCAUUGCAGAUAGGGGUUUGGGUCCCUCUUCGUUGGACGUUGGGAUGACAUUUGCGCUAAUGAUUUAAGCUCACAUAGGCGAAGCUUACCGGUAGUUCUCAUCACGGUUGCACGAGGAAAUACACC